Molecule: messenger RNA, 626 nt
Organism: Drosophila rhopaloa
Lineage: Eukaryota; Metazoa; Arthropoda; Insecta; Diptera; Drosophilidae
Product: GPN-loop GTPase 1-like
Exons: 2
Coding region: 18-539 (173 amino acids)
Source: RefSeq, a predicted model, not a curated record
GCUUUGUGCUGGACUGGAUGACGGACUUUGAGACCUUCCAGGAGGCUCUGGAGCAGGAACAGAGCUUCGUGAGCAACCUCACGCGCACCAUGUCGCUCACCUUGGACACCUUUUACGAGAACCUUAGCACUUGCGGCGUGUCGGCCAAGACGGGCGUGGGUUUUGCCCAGCUUCUGAAAAAGAUUCUGGACUGCGUGACCCAGUACGAGCAGGAUUACAAACCGGUGUACGAGAAGAUGCGGCAGGAGCGACUGGCGGAGCAGGCAGCUGGUCCAAGGCCAACUGACAAUGUGGAAGAAGCCGGCGUAGCCGUGCCUCUGGGACUGGGUCUUCAAGACCCACACCCGAACUCCAAAAACAGCGUGUUUCUAAUGGCACCUGGUCUGGUGCCUCAAUCCGCUGAGGAUGACGAAAAUGAUAUGGAGGAGGACGCAAAGGGCACCAUGGAGGACCAGAACUUCCACAGCUUCGUCCAAAAUCACCUGGACGCCCAGCAAAGCAAGCGGGACAAACUGCAGCAGAAACAGCCACAACCCUAAAGUGAUAUGGAAAACAUUUCAGUUAGCAUCGGUUAAGAUUGGUUCCCAUUUAAAUAUAGAAUAAAAGGUUACUUUUUAAAUUACGUA